ACGAUUACUGUACAUGAAGGAAAUUUUACGUGUAGGCCCCUUAACGUCAUGAUCCCCAGUUUCUAAGUUACGGGGUCUGUUCAGCGGGUCGUUUUUUAAAUCCACAUCUUCUCAUUGAUUUCAUUUCGCGAGGUUAAACUUAACCCGGAUAACCAAAAAUGACACUCACCUCAAAUGCUACCAGUUUCAAAUCCAGGUAUAUAACUGCUGAGCUGGCUCAUCUGUUCAGCCAGUCAGACAACGAGGAGGAGUUUGAAGGCUUCAGUGAGGAUGAUGCAGAAAAGGACAGAGGAUGUUUCCAAAAGCAGCAAAAGACCAAGGUUGUUGACUCGGAGGAGGACAGCGACAAAGACACAGGUUUCUACUCGGAUGGUGAGGAGCCACCUGAGCCAAAGAGGAGGAGUCUGUUAGUCGCACUUAGGUUUCCAGGCAAAAAAGGGCCUGCCUCCAAACAAGAAUCGAAUAAGAAAAAGGUCAGUAAGCCAGUCAGAAAGGCUCAUCUGUCUCUGAGAGGCAAAGGAAGGCAGAAGGCGAAACAGGAUCAGAAAGAGGACGACAAGGAGGAGGAAGAAGAGGAGGAGGCGGGAGUGAAAGACAAAAAGGAGAUCCUCUCCCAAAGUCUAAUGAAACGAGAUCGCAACAUACAGGAAAACAAAGCCAUGCUCACUAAGCUGUUUGCUGAUCUGAGCUCCCUGGCUGACCUGACUCCACCAACCACACCUCAGAAGAAGAAGAAGGUACCGCAGAAAGUAACGCCGCAGAAGCGUAAGUUUAGAGUUGAAGUAGGGUCCGAGAGGAGGAACCCGUCCCGUAAGGCUCGUCCUCCGGAGAACUUUGCAGUGGAGGAAAAGUACGAGCCAGCUACCCUCUCAAGUCCCAGGACUGUGGACAUCAGGAGACUGGUGGAGGUGGAUGACGAACAUGUCGAUGGGAGAAAGAAAAAGAGAAGAAGCCACAGCUCCAGGAGGAGUCAGUACAUAGUGAAAUCCGUCGACGAGAUCACGGAGGAGGACCUGGAAAACAUAGCGUACCGCAGCAAGGACAAGAUCUGGGACAAAGAGAACGGCAGCUCGUGUCACCAGUGCAGACAGAAGACUCUGGACACCAAGACAGUGUGCCGGAGCGGUUACUGCGUGGGGGUCAAAGGUCAGUUCUGUGGACCGUGCCUGAAGAAUCGCUAUGGAGAGGACGUGCGCAGUGUGCUGCUCGACCCGACGUGGUCAUGUCCCAUCUGCCGGGGAAUGUGUAACUGCAGUCUGUGUCGUAAGAAGGAGGGCCGCUGUGCCACGGGGAUCCUGGUGGGCCUGGCGCGCUUCAAUGGCCACGACAACGUCCACGAGUAUUUGGAGAGUAUCCAGAAGGAGCUGCAGUGACGUCCAGAUGAUUAAACCGCUUCUGGUCCUGCACAGUACUGUAAAAAAAACAUUUUAAUGCACAUUUCUCAAGACAUGGCUGACCUUUCUAUUUACCUUGACAAAACACCGUUGUUGGGUUUUGGAUUUUUUUAUAGUCACCUUAAAAGGCGUUUUAUACUGUUAAUAUUUUGUAUAUGUAUAUCCUGGCUUGUGUUGCAUGUAAUGCAGGAAUGCCUUUGCCAUUGUUUAAGCCGGUUCUUUGUAGUUGUACCAUUUUUCUAAAUGGUUUUCACCUAAAUGUCGUAGUCUGACAUUUUUAUAGUUGCGAACCGAAGCUUUGGUUUAAAUAACUUUCUAAAGCUCUCACCAGUCUGCUGCACAUUUCAAUAAAGCUUAUAAAAAAGUGAA
Messenger RNA from Girardinichthys multiradiatus, 1763 nucleotides. It is a transcript of the gene cdca7b, whose product is annotated as cell division cycle associated 7b. Bases 159 to 1373 code for a protein of 404 amino acids. Gene Ontology annotation, cellular component: nucleus. NCBI's taxonomy places the organism in Eukaryota, Metazoa, Chordata, Actinopteri, Cyprinodontiformes, Goodeidae. Gene Ontology annotation, biological process: regulation of DNA-templated transcription. The transcript is spliced from 10 exons. The record is from RefSeq and is a predicted model, not a curated record.